Molecule: messenger RNA, 208 nt
Organism: Rotaria sp. Silwood2
Lineage: Eukaryota; Metazoa; Rotifera; Eurotatoria; Philodinida; Philodinidae
Source: the annotation of a GenBank genome assembly
CAAAAGAAAAAGAAAAAGAAGCAAAAUUAGCUAUUAUUGAAAAAGAAAAAGAAGCAAAAUUAGCUAUUAUUGAUAAAGAAAAAGAAGCAAAAGAAAAAGAAAAAGAAGCAAAAUUAGCUAUUAUUGAAAAAGAAAAAGAAGCAAAAUUAGCUAUUAUUGAUAAAGAAAAAGAAGCAAAAGAAAAAGAAAAAGAAGCAAAAUUAGCUAU